Oenanthe melanoleuca is the source of this 4239-nucleotide messenger RNA. RefSeq names its product toll-like receptor 2. Gene Ontology annotation, cellular component: membrane. The record is from RefSeq and is a predicted model, not a curated record. Bases 1018 to 3645 code for a protein of 875 amino acids. Gene Ontology annotation, biological process: immune response; inflammatory response; toll-like receptor signaling pathway. Lineage: Eukaryota; Metazoa; Chordata; Aves; Passeriformes; Muscicapidae. The transcript is spliced from 2 exons. Gene Ontology annotation, molecular function: triacyl lipopeptide binding; protein binding; transmembrane signaling receptor activity.
CUGACAGCAGGAGCCAAAAUUUCCCCUGAGGUAUUCCAGCUUAUCAAUUUCCUGUCUCUUUUAUCAAAGCAGGUUGGGAUCUGUCUGAAGAUCUGUGGGGCAGUUCCCAGCACCUGCCACAGCAGGAAAGUGCCUGCCCAGACCAAAGAGCACAAACCACCUCGGGUUUUCCAGCCCCUAGGGCUGGACAGAGGGGCCUCUGGGCUGCUGUGAGUUUCCAGACACUGGUGGUUGCAAAAGAAUGGAAAAAUAAAUUUGGAAGCAAUAUAAAGAUAAGCUCUGACCUCAAUGAAAGCUCCAGGUAAUAAUUUAGAAUAAGGUUUUUACCCAGGUGUCCCUGUGGGGCACCAACUGACCCCAAGAUAUGAUGGCCAGUCCCCUGACCUCCCUCCCCACUCAAAGUUAUUAUAUAAUUUUCUUUGAGGGAGAGGCAAAGGUGAAGUUCCAGUUGAUGUCACUUCAUGGUUACCAGGAGUUUGAGUGACUUUGGUCACCAGCACGGGCUGACAGCACAAGCAACCUGAAUCCCUGAGUGAGUGGGGCAGGCCCAGCGCUGUCUGGAUCAUUCUUUGGCUCUGUUCCCGUUAGCAGUGUUGUUUCUGGCACAGAUGACCACAGCACCCCAAGCUCCACCCUUUGCUCGGGGCUCUGCAGGGAGCAGCACCCCCGGCUCCCUCAGCAUUCCUGCAUCUGUCCCCGCUGAACUCCGGCCAACCCACGCCCUCCUCGCUGCACUUGGUUUCCCGGUUCUUUCCCCCACCUGCGAUGCUGUGAAACCCUCGACACUAUGAUGCAUUAAACGAGCAACUUCCACCUUUUAUUUCCCCCCUCGGCCACGGGUUGGGCAACGCCUGGUAGCGGCUCGGAGGGGAAAACCUGACGGAUUUCACCGGGGAGGAUCAUCUCCGGCAUCACCUCCUCCUCCUCCUCCUCCCCAGCCCGCCCAGCUCCGCUGCCAGCCCCACAAAAGGCACCCGAGGCAGCAGGAGGGGAGGGAGGAGCGCCCAGGAGAGCAGGAUGAGGAUCCUUCCUGGCUGCCUUCUGAAUUUCUACUUCAUUCCUUUCUUACUCAGCAGAGCACACGGAUUCCUAAGGUGGAGAACACCUCCAGCCCUCCUGGUUUAUAACUACUCCUAUUCAAAUCUCUCCUCUGUCUCAGAAGCACAAGCUCCAAAAACAGCAAGAGCUCUCAAUUUCUCACACAAUGUCAUUGAAAAAAUUACCAAGAGAGACUUGGAAGGAUUUGACUGGCUGGAAGUUCUGGACUUUUCCUACAAUCGGAUCAGGGCUGUUGAGCCUGGAGCAUUCCAGAGUCUGCUCAGCCUGGUUUCUGUGGAUUUAUCAUUUAAUGAUGAGAAGCUGCUUCUGUCUGAUCUCCCACCCCACCUGAAGCUCUCACCCACUGGCAAAACUCCGAGGUCUUUGCAGCUUUCCAAGAAUUCUGCCAAAUCCUCGGGGGCUGCUCUGGAGCCUUCUGCUCCUGCUGAGGAUCUGCCACGUCCUGGAGCUCUGUCUCCCCUGCAAAUCCUCAGCCCCAGGCUCAGGAGGAGCGCAGGGAACCUGCUCCGGAGGGGAGAGGGGAACACAACAGCCCCUCCCACAGCCGCAGCUGAGCCCACCCUCUGCGGAAUUCCCACCAAUGGGACACUCAACCUGUCCCACAGCAACCUCACCCACGAGGAGCUGAUGCUAAAACUGGAUGACAAGCUCUGCCAAGACCAGCUGGGCAGGAUUUUGGAGCUUGACAUCAGUCACAACAACGUAGAAUGGGAUCUUCUCUCACUGUUUGCCCUGUUCUUCCCAAUGGAAAACACGCUGUCCAUCGAUGCCAGCUGCAACAAGUUAACCAUCAACAUCCUGGAUGCUGAGUUCUUCUGCAAGUUCCCAUCCCACCAGCUUUUGUUCCUGAACAUCAGCCACAACCCCAUCAACAGCCUGGAUACGCUGUGCCUCCCUUCCAGCAUCAAGGAAAUUGAUUUGUCCUUCACCAACAUCAGCCAAAUACCCCCGAAUUUUGCUCCAAAAUUGCUUAACUUGGAAAAAAUGUAUGUUGAAGGAAACCACUUCAUCUACACAGCUCUCUCAGAAAGUGGGAAUACCCUUCCCAUGUGUGUCCCUCCCCCUGGAACUGUACAAAUCUCUGCCAUCUCCUUCGUCAGGAACCAGGCUGGGACACCCAUUGAAAGCCUUCCCGAGAAACUGAAACACCUGGGAAUGUCCAACUGCUCCAUUGUGGAACUGCCAGAGUGGUUUGCUGACACAAUGGAAGAACUGUUAUUUCUGGACCUCAGCAGCAACUACAUUUCUGUGCUCCCCAAUUUCCCCCCCACCCUGCAGCACCUCGACAUCAGCAACAACGACAUCAAAGCCAUCGCCCCCAGCCUGAAAUCCCUCUCCAACUUAGCAAUAUUUAGGAUUCAAAAUAACAAAAUUAUGGAUAUCCACAUGGAGUAUUUUCCAUCAGCCUUAAAAGAAUGUGAUUUUAGUAAAAACAAGGUGAAGGUGCUGUCCUUAACUUCUGCCCUGGAGAAGCUGGAACAUCUCAAUGUUUCUGGGAAUCUGAUCACACGCCUGGAGCCUGCUGGCCACCUUCCUGCACUGACCAGCCUGGACAGCAGCCACAACCUGAUCCCAGAGCUGCCCGAUGGCUUUGGGGAAUCCCUGCCAGGGCUGAAGUAUUUGAAUCUGUCAGGGAAUAAGAUCUCCUUCCUGCAGCCUGGCUCUCUCCCAGCUUCCCUGCUCGAGCUGGACAUCAGUGACAACGCCAUCACCACCAUCGUGGAGGCCACCUUCAGCCCGCUGAGCAGCCUCAGGCUUCUCACGGUGCGAGGGGAGCACUUCUUCUGCACCUGUGACCUGUACUGGUUUGUGAAUGUCUACAUGCAGCAGCCCCAGCUGGAGCUGAGGGGCAGGGGGGCUGUGAGGUGCAGCUUCCCCCCGGGGCGCCGGGGCUCGCUGGUGGCCAGCAGCCGGCUGACGCUGCUGCGCUGCUCGCUGGGCAUCCAGCUGGCUGUCACUGCUGCUGCUGCUGGCCUGGCUGUGCUGGCCCUCACUGCGCUCUGCUGGCGCCUGGACGGGCCCUGGUACAUCAGGAUGGGCUGGUACUGGUGCAUGGCCAAGAGGAAGCAGUAUGAGAAGAGGCCAGAAAACAAACCCUUCGAUGCCUUCAUCUCCUACAGCGAGCACGACGCCGACUGGACCAAGGAGAACCUGCUGGAAAAGCUGGAAAAUGACGGGUUCAGGAUAUGUUACCAUGAGAGGGAUUUCAAACCGGGGCAUCCUGUGCUUGGGAACAUCUUUUACUGCAUAGAGAACAGCCAUAAAGUGCUUUUUGUUCUCUCUCCCAGCUUUGUGAACAGCUGCUGGUGCCAGUACGAGCUGUAUUUCGCCGAACACCGCGUCCUGAAUGAAAACCUGGAUUCCCUCAUCAUGAUCGUGCUGGAAGAUCUCCCACCCCACAGCGUCCCACAGAAAUUCAGCAAACUCAGGAAACUGCUCAGAAGGAAAACCUACUUGAAGUGGAGCCCUGAGGAACACAAGCAGAAAAUGUUCUGGCAUCAGCUAAAAGCUGUCCUAAGAACAACCAACGAGCCGCUCGUGAGAGCGGAGAACGGACACGCUGUGGAAAUGCAGGAGCUGGAAUGAGACCCAGGGCACCCUGAGGGCUGGAAGGGCUGUGCUCAGAUAAAAGUAUUUACCUCCUGCAAAGGCUGCUGUGAUGCCCAGGGGUUUGGAUCAGGCCCAGGAGAGGCUCCCAGGGGGACUGCAGCACAUCUCUGAUAAGGAAUCCCAAAGGGAUGAGACCUGAGCACUGAUAAAAAGCCUUUUCCUCCUGGAUGCCUGAAAAUGCCCAGCUAUUCCCAGAUUUCUGCAAGUGCUGUGGCUGUCUCCUGAAAGGAAGAACUGCUCAAGCCACAGUGCAUGUCCUUGCUGCCUUCCUGAGGUGUGUGACAGUGGGAAGUGGUGUCUUAGGACUGGAGUAGAGAUUCCAGGUUCUGGGACAGCUUAGGGUGGGAACACACCCUGUGUGCAGGUAAGAGAGCCACAAACCACACUGGCACACAGGGAGCAGCUCCUUUCUGUGCUCUGGCAGGGGAAGGUUAAAUAUGAACUUAAUUUAGCCCUCUGGGAGAGGCUAAACCCACACUGCUACAGACUUUGGGUUCAGUGACUGCUGGGAGAGAUGAGACUUGAAAAUCUUUUGUAAAUUCGGAAUAAAAUAUGCAACCAGACAAUACA